This is a messenger RNA of Effrenium voratum, 787 nucleotides long. Lineage: Eukaryota; Dinophyceae; Suessiales; Symbiodiniaceae. The record is from the annotation of a GenBank genome assembly.
UCUGUUUUUUUCCUUUGGCGGGAAACGGAGCGAGCGAGCGCCAUGCGCCCGGGGUCCAUCCGUACUGCUGGCAGCACCGUGGUCAAACCACGCGCCCGAGAAGCCAAUGAGCCAAGCCCGCUGGAAGGCUUGGAGCAAGAGGUGGAGGCCAUGCGAAAAGCCGUGGAAGCCGAGCAGGCGGAAGUGGCCUCCCUGUCGGCCAGCCUUGGGGAACUCUUCAUGCGCAACAGCUGUGAGGAGUACCUCAACCAGCUGGAGAAGCGGAUCCAGGUCAUUGAGAACCGGCAGGUUGAAGUCGUUCACUGGCGGAUCGAAAAGGCGGAGGAGUUGAGAGCACAGCACCAGAAGGGCGACUUCGUGGCCUCAACCGAGUUCUCCGCCGGCGGGUUGGGGGGCUUCCGCUUCCAUUUCUACCCCCGAGGUGACGACUUCUGCGAAGAGGGCUACUGCUCCUUGUACCUCCACGUUCCCAUGGACACCACAGUGAGCCGCACCCUCUUCGUGGGCCGCGCCCGGCACGGCCCGGCGGAAGCCGAUGCCCUGAAGAACUCGGGGGUCUCGGAGAUGUGUGUGAUGUCGAACCAGAUUGAUAAGGACACCGGCAGCCUGGUGAUAGGCGUGGAGGGCCUGCAGGUGCUCAGCUCACCACAUCUGGUGGAGACGAGGACCAAGAUCCAGCUGCUCUCGUAGUGUCUGAGCCGCACCCGCCGAAGGCGCUCCUUGUGUAGCCUAAGGUGUGGUCCCAAGUGAACACUGCCGAACUUACUUUUAGGCGUGGUUCCCCGCA